This is a messenger RNA of Lottia gigantea (owl limpet), 156 nucleotides long. RefSeq lists its product as hypothetical. Gene Ontology annotation, cellular component: PRC1 complex. The transcript has a single exon. The record is from RefSeq and is a predicted model, not a curated record. The annotation marks the transcript as partial. Lineage: Eukaryota; Metazoa; Mollusca; Gastropoda; Lottiidae. Gene Ontology annotation, molecular function: protein binding.
UGUGCCUCCAUUGCUGAAGAGUUCCGCUCACAAGAGAUUGAUGGUCAAGCUUUAUUAUUGUUAAAUGAAGAACAUCUAAUGACGAACAUGAAUAUUAAACUUGGUCCGGCGCUAAAAAUAUGUGCCAAGAUCAAUUCUUUAAAAGAAUGUGAAUGA